GCCGGGGCGCGAGUUGGAUGCGACUCCGCGCCCAAGGUCACGCGGCGGGACCCGGGCGCGAGGCUGGCGGGCCGUCCCGGGCGGCCUGUGGUUCGUUCCCGACGCUUGGUGUGGACGGCCCGGGGGUAGCCCCUCCGGGGAAAGUGGUCUCGGCAUUUGCACCUGCCGCUUUGGUGUAAUGUUCAAGCCCAGAAAUGCCUUAUGUGGAUCGUCAGAACCGCAUUUGUGGUUUUCUAGAUAUUGAAGAAAAUGAAAAUAGUGGGAAGUUUCUUCGAAGGUACUUCAUAUUGGAUACCAGAGAAGAUAGUUUUGUAUGGUACAUGGAUAAUCCACAGAACUUACCUUCAGGAUCAUCACGUGUUGGAGCCAUUAAACUUACCUACAUUUCAAAGGUUAGUGAUGCAACUAAGCUAAGGCCAAAGGCUGAGUUCUGUUUUGUGAUGAAUGCUGGAAUGAGGAAGUAUUUUCUACAAGCCAAUGAUCAGCAAGACCUAGUAGAAUGGGUAAACGUCUUGAACAAAGCUAUAAAAAUUACAGUACCAAAGCAGUCAGACUCACAGCCUAAUUCUGACAACCUGAAUCGCCAGGGUGAAGGUGGGAAGAAGCAGGUGUCUUAUAGAACUGAUAUUGUUGGUGGUGUACCCAUCAUUACUCCAACUCAGAAAGAAGAUGUAAAUGAAUGUGGUGAAAGUAUUGACAGAAAUAAUUUGAAGCGGUCACAAAGCCAUCUUACCUACUUUCCUCCUAAACCACCUCCAGACAGUGCUGUUAUCAAAGCUGGAUAUUGUGUAAAACAAGGAGCAGUGAUGAAAAACUGGAAAAGAAGAUACUUUCAGUUGGAUGAAAAUACAAUAGGCUACUUCAAAUCAGAACUGGAAAAGGAACCUCUCCGAGUAAUACCACUUAAAGAGGUUCAUAAAGUCCAGGAAUGUAAACAAAGUGACAUAAUGAUGAGGGACAACUUAUUUGAAAUUGUAACAACAUCUCGAACUUUCUAUGUUCAGGCUGAUAGUCCUGAAGAGAUGCACAGUUGGAUCAAAGCCAUCUCUGGUGCCAUUGUAGCACAGCGGGGACCUGGCCGAUCAGCCUCUUCUAUGCGGCAGGCCAGAAGGCUGUCGAACCCUUGUAUACAGAGGUAUACAUCAAGAACUGGUGAAUGCAGCACGUAUGUGGGCGCUCACGCAAACGUGCCUUCUUAGUAGAGGGCCCGGACUUACUUACUACUGACAACUGAUCUUAGAAAGAGCAUUCCAGCUGUCCUUCCGAAUCCAAGUACACUCCCCGCCCUGCCGGUGCAGCAGCAGCCACCUCACAUUCCGCAGCCUGUCGCAGCCACUCUCUGGUCUCAAGCUUUACCAUGGAGAAGCGAGGAUUUUACGAAUCUCUUGCCAAGGUCAAGCCAGGGAACUUCAAGGUCCAGACUGUCUCUUCAAGAGAACCAGCUUCCAAAGUGACUGAGCAAGCUCUGCUAAAACAUCAAAGUAAAAAUGGCCCUCAGGAAAUAGAUCACGACCCAGUGGACUUGGAUGACGCAAGCCUUCCAGUGAGCGACGUGUAAAAUGGAGGCGUGUGGGGCCUCUUGGCCCCACGCAUCCCAAUCCCUCAGUGUCCUUUCAUGAGGCUGUAGCCAAAGAUGAUAGUGAGAUGGGUUAGUGCUCAUGGUGGACUGCCUCCUAGAUGUGCACUGUCUAUAUGUAAGCUGAUAAACCAAGAAUCUAGGGAGUAGCCAAAGGGAAUGUCAUUUCUUUAAGAAUGAGAGAAAAAUGCCUAAUGGUUUCAGUAUCAUUUGUCUGAGGCUUUCUGUGUUCUCAUUUGGGUGGUAAAAAGUUGUAUGUGGUAUUUUUUUCCUAGUGACUUGGACAGUUUAAAUGUUUUAACAACUUAAAACAUGAAAAAUGCUUACUAAUUAUUUUGGUCAUUUAAAAAUGCUACUAUGACUUCCUAUUAAAUGUUCAAUAUUUUUCUUAUUGGUUACUAUUAUCAAACGGAAUACCACCAGAUUAAGAUCUAAAACUCAUGGUGUCUGUGGUGCUGCCAGAUGUAUACUGCGGGGUGGACUGUUUUGAAUGAUACAUUUUUGAUAUUCUGGAUCUCAAGGUGACUGCUAGGUUUUGCAUAGAGGAUAGGAUAUGGUUAGACCAUGGUUAAAGAUAGCGAGCUGUAGAAGAGGGGAAAAUGAACAUUCAAGUGACUGUAUCCGAGAUGCUUGUUUGAAAAGAUUUGUCAGGACUUGGAGCUGUCAGUGCUUUAUUCAGUGAAAAUUACUUGGUCAGAAAUGUUUGGAGAUCUGAUUUUCUUAUCAAAGUUUUCUAUAUAGUUCUUAUUUUGAUAUUUGAAUCAGUGAAAGACCUCAAGUUUAUAUGUAAAGUCAGGACUGCCCCAGUCACAAAAAGGUGUGGCCUCUACUUUUCUGUCAUUAAUAACCUAUAUUCAAGUGCCUGUGUUUUUCAUCUUGUCUAGGAGUAUGCUCAAAAGUCCUAUAUGAUUGGCUUUAAACAUUGAGAUAAAAUUAAUUUUCAGUAGAAUAGUUUAAUGUGUUAAAUAAGAUAGCAUUUUAUGUUAGAUAUACCGGAAUGCUGGUAUUCUUCUAUCUGUGCAAUAUAUGUUUUUUAAAAGCAAAUUUGAGUAUACAUUUAAUCUUGGGGAUAUCAUAAAUAUUAGCACCUCUCUAAAGAAGUCUUAGUUUCAAGAGUUGAAUGAUAGACCAGUUUGAGCAAGUACCAUUUUGUGGUUCAGUCUUGAAUAUUUGCUUUAAGAAAAGAAGUCUUGAAUUUCACAUGCUGCUAUUUUUAUGAUAUUUUACCAUUUUACAGUACUGUUUUGUUUUGAAUUCA
Molecule: messenger RNA, 2834 nt
Organism: Dipodomys ordii (Ord's kangaroo rat)
Lineage: Eukaryota; Metazoa; Chordata; Mammalia; Rodentia; Heteromyidae
Gene: Plekha1
Product: pleckstrin homology domain containing, family A (phosphoinositide binding specific) member 1
Exons: 13
Coding region: 195-1199 (334 amino acids)
Cellular component (GO): membrane; cytoplasm
Molecular function (GO): PDZ domain binding
Source: RefSeq, a predicted model, not a curated record